This is a messenger RNA of Metopolophium dirhodum (rose-grain aphid), 2663 nucleotides long. RefSeq names its product calpain-A-like. The record is from RefSeq and is a predicted model, not a curated record. Gene Ontology annotation, cellular component: cytoplasm. Gene Ontology annotation, molecular function: calcium-dependent cysteine-type endopeptidase activity; calcium ion binding. Gene Ontology annotation, biological process: proteolysis. Lineage: Eukaryota; Metazoa; Arthropoda; Insecta; Hemiptera; Aphididae. The coding region runs from base 230 to 2314 and encodes 694 amino acids. The transcript is spliced from 15 exons.
AGUGUAGUCUCACAGCUCUGUCAUUACGAACUGUUAUAAUCUCUAAUCGUUUUAGUCUUUUUUUUCUGUGAAAUAUAAUUAUACCCGUCGAUUGUUAGUGAAUAAAUUGAUUGUCUUUAUUAACGCCUUGAGAAAACCGCGGAAAUCCUUUUGUUUAGUGUUUUGCAUCCGGUCUUAUGCGCAUACUUCAGAAUUAAAAAAAGUUUACAUUUGAUAUCACAUUAGAAAAAUGUUAAAUGUUGGUGAACGGGGUUCCGGUGUUCGUCAGAGACCCGCUGGAUUUGAUCAAAACUUUGAUGAGCUCCGAAGCAAAUGCUUAAAACAAAAAAUACUAUUCAAAGAUCCAGAAUUCGACACAUACGAUUUAUCCUUGUCUCACAGAAAUCUCCGAAAAAAUCAGCUUGAGUGGCGAAGACCAAAGGAAAUUACAGACGAUCCCAAAUUUUUCGUGCAAGGAUCUUCAAGAUUUGAUGUGCAGCAAGGAAAAUUAGGGGACUGUUGGUUAUUAGCGGCCAUAGCAAAUUUGACUUUGGAUGACAAACUUUUUUAUAAAGUAGUGCCUUUCGAUCAAGGAUUCCAUAUUAAUUACGCUGGAAUAUUCCACUUUCAAUUUUGGCAGUUUGGCAGAUGGGUUGACGUGGUUAUUGACGAUCGUUUACCGACAUCUAAAGGAAAUUUAUUAUUUCUUCAAUCAUCAGCCAAAAACGAAUUCUGGAGUGCCCUACUGGAGAAAGCAUAUGCCAAAUUAAACGGUUCAUACAAAGCUUUGGAAGGAGGUUUCACAAUGGAGGCUAUGGGAGAUUUCACUGGAGGUGUGUCAGAAAUGUAUGAUCUAAAUAAAGAACAACCCAAUUUGUUCACGAUUAUGCUAAAUUCAUUCCAACGACAAUCGCUCAUGUGUGGUGUAAUAUUCGAUUCGCAAUUGCCUGAUCCAGAAAAAAAAGGGUUGAUAAAAGGUCAUGCAUAUAGUAUUACCAGGAUAACUUAUAUACCUUUACCAACGAGUAAUAGUAUUAUACCUCUCAUUAGACUUCGAAAUCCUUGGGGCGAUGAAAGCGAAUGGAACGGCCGUUGGAGUGACAAAUCAGAGGAGUGGUUAAAUAUACCUCAACAAUUAAAACAAUCAAUAGGUCUCAAAAAAGAAGAUGAUGGAGAGUUUUGGAUGCCAUUCGAAGAUUUUGUCAAAUAUUUCUCUGCAGUGGAAAUUUGUCAUUUGAAUCCUGGCUAUCUAGACAGGGAACAAUAUGGGGCAAGCGGAGGGAUAAAAUGGGACCUGAGUAUAUUUCAAGGUGAAUGGGUCCGAGGUGCAACAGCUGGUGGAUGUGAUAAAUUUAAAGAAACGUUUUCAAGUAAUCCUCAGUACUAUAUAACAAUAGUAGAUCCUGAUGAAAAUGACAAUAACAAUAUGUGUACCGUAAUUAUUGCAUUAAUGCUCAAGGAUACACGAUUCCAAAAAAAUCAGCAAGAUAUAUCAUUGUCAUUUGGAUUUUAUGUUUAUAAUCUCAACACUUCAAAGUCUGUGCCGAAACCAUUGGACACACAUUUUUUUGAAAAUAACGAUCCUUUAGAUAAAGUCCAUUGUUCUGAGUUCAAACCAAGAGAAGUCUGUAAGAGAUUGAUUGUACCUCCUGGCAAAUAUUGUAUUAUACCUUACACUUCUAAUCAGAAUGAACAAGGUGUGUUUUUACUCAGAGUGUUUUCAGAAAAAAAAAAUAAUUUGGCGGAGUUCGAUAAUGAAGUAGGAAUGGUUGAAAUCGAUGAUAAGAUAAAAAAAUUGGCACUUUACAGCAAAAAAAGUGACGAUUCAAAUGAAAAAUUAAAAAAAUACUUCCUUAAAGUAGCAGGGAGUGAUAAAGAGGUCGAUUGGAUGGAUCUUAAAAAUAUUUUGGAUUUUUCUAUGAAAGAUACUGGAAACUCAAAAUUCUCAAAUGAUGUAUGUCGUUGCUUUAUUGCUAUGAUGGAUUGGGAUAGAUCAGGUAAACUUGGUUUUAAAGAAUUCGAAAGACUAUUGAUGGACAUUAGACAGUGGCAGGUGGUUUUUAAAACUUACGAUAAGAAGAACAAGGGUUAUAUCAAAGGGUUUGAACUAAGACCAGCAUUAUCUUCGGUUGGUUACCAUAUUAAAACACGUACCAUAAACACUAUGUGUCAUCGGUAUGCUAACAAAAAAGGAUACAUAAUGUUCGAUGAUUUCAUCAUGUGUGCCAUACGUCUUAAAACCACGAUAGAUAUCUUCAAAGAACACGAUCCUGGAAAUAAAAAUGUUGUAUCGUUUACAUUGGAAGAAUGGGUGGAAAAAACAUUUUACUCGUAAAUUUAAAUAUAAAUUGAGUUUUAGUCUUACGAACAUUAUAUAUAAUAUAUAUAUAUAUAAAUUAAUACUUACUGUUUACCGAUAUCAAGGUUAUAGCUUAAAUGUGUAGUUGUGCGCUAUUCAUAACAAUAUUAUUUAUCAAGAAUAAUAUUAUAUUAAUAUACAAUGUCAAACAUUUUUAUCUGAUACUAUUUUUAUUUUUAUCUAUUUAAAUUUUCAUUGAUAUCUGUUACAAAUAUAUCGAUAUAAACAAAUUAGUUUGGAUAUUAUAUCUAUAGGUAAAAUAAUCUGGUUUCUGAAUGAAUUAUUUGUGUAUUCACUGUUUUUAUUUAGGUAGUUGACACUUGAA